UAUAAACAGGUCCUCUUACAAUAAGCGUGAAUCACAAACGUCAGGAAAGAUUUAAAAUGCGGAUUGUUGCAAGGGUCGGUGUUUUAGUUUUAUGUCUCACAGUCUACUCUUUAAUGUAUUUAGCAUUUUUUAGACAUCAGGAGGGGUCCAAUGAUAAGAUACAAAGACCAAAAUAUCUGGAAGUCCUAACAAGACUAAAGAGAAUAGAAAAUCAAGUUUAUAAAAUAGUCGAAUCUAUAGAGGUUAAAAAGGAAAAAGUAAAAGAAUCUCAUGUGGAGCAGAAAACAACAAUGAAAGUUAAGAAGUUGUAUCCACAAUCACAACUCUUCAGUUCGUGGGGAAAUGAACUUUCAGAGGAAGAACAGAUACAAGCAGAAAAGCUCUUUCAGGAUUAUGGAUACAAUGUGUUCUUGAGUAACAGAUUACCAUUAAACCGAACAAUCCCUGACACUCGAGACCACAGGUGUGCUGGGAAGAUCUACCCUAAAGACUUACCUACCAUCAGUGUGGUUUUGGUUUAUUUUAAUGAGGCUCUGUCAAUCAUACAGAGGGCUGUCUGCAGCAUCAUUGACAGAACGCCUUCUCAUCUACUAAAGGACAUCAUCUUGGUUGAUGACUACAGCUCCAAUGUUGAUCUGCAGUUGGCUCUGGAUGAAUAUAUUGAUCAAAUUAAUAAAGAUAAGCCUGGUUUACUUAAGAAGGUGAGACACACAAGGCAGAUGGGUCUUGCGAAGGCGAGAAUCUCAGGCUGGGAGGCGGCAACAGGCCAAGUGGUAGCCAUUUUGGAUGCCCACAUUGAGGUUCAUGAGCAAUGGGCAGAGCCGCUCCUUGCAAGAAUCAAAGCAGACAGGACAAUAGUGUUGUCGCCAGUGUUCGAUAAGAUCAAAUUUGACACCCUGGAUGUUGUUCAGUAUCUGCCAUCGGCUCAUGCGUUUGACUGGGCCCUUUGGUGUAUGUAUGAAACAUUCCGGCCAGAAUGGUAUAAACUUAAUGACCCAUCAGAACCUGGAAAGAGUCCCUCUGUAAUGGGUAUCCUUGUCGCUGAUCGUCAAUUCUUGGGAGAAAUUGGUGUUUUGGAUGAAGGAAUGGAAAUUUAUGGAGGAGAGAAUGUUGAACUAGGAAUACGUGUCUGGCUUUGUGGUGGGAGUAUUGAAGUGGUGCCGUGUUCCAAGAUAGCCCACUUAGAAAGAGCACAUAAGCCGUAUUCACGAGAUCUCAAACCGCACAUGAUUCGAAAUGCCCUGAGGGUGGCUGAAAUAUGGAUGGAUGAAUAUAAAUCAAAUGUGAAUAUUGCCUGGAAUCUACCAUUGAAGGAUCAUGGGAUUGACAUUGGAGAUGUGACAGAGAGAAAAAAGUUACGAGAGAAACUCAAAUGUAAACCCUUUAAAUGGUACCUGGAAAACGUUUAUCCACAGCUGGACACCUGGGAGAACAUAUUGGGUUAUGGUGUGUUAAAGAACGACCUACAAGAAAACUUCUGCAUUGAUCAAGGACCUGUACCUGGAAGCGUACCAAUUCUUUAUAGUUGUCAUAAUUAUGUUCCUCAGCAUUGUACCUACAGCCGUAAUGGGGAAAUUCAUGUUGGAGGCAUCAAAUCUCACAUUUACAGUUCUAACCGGUGUCUACUGGAUUCUGGCUCUGGAAACAAGCCAACAUUACUUGACUGUAAACAAGCCAAAGAGGAAGGACUUCAUAUAGAGUGGAGCUUUACCCAGGGCCAAGAAAUAAGAAAUAAAAAUACAAGCCGAUGUCUUGAGAUUGCACAAGGAGAGGAUUCACUCUACAGUCUUGUUAUCCAAAACUGCACAGGUCAAAAUUGGAAAAUACAAAAUGUUGUACAUUUUAAUAAACAGACUUUGAAUCAUACGGUGUCAGAAGAAAUGGCCAAACGUUCCCAAGCUGUCACCCUUUAUAAAGGUCCUAAUAUGAACAAUUUUGAUACACCUGGUACCAACACAUCUUUGAGGUAAUAAUAUAAGCUCUUUAGGUGUAAAAGUGCACUUUUUAUACUGGGUAUACUGUCCCAGUGACAGCUAUAGGGACAUUUUUUAACCAUUUUCUCUGACUGUGUAGGGGCCAAGUGAGAAAACAUUUUUACUCUUAUUCAUUUAAACUUUGUGUAUUUCUACUCUGUUUUAUGUUGAAUUAUACAUUGGUGGUUUGCAGAACCAUUGCAUUAUAUUUGUUAUAUUUAUUCAUUCACAUUUCAAGUCUUGCUGUAUGGAUUUAAGUGUUUCUAAACAUACAGAGUGUGUAUGGCUUCAUUACUGUUUACAUUCAAACACUUUUCUGUCUAUGUCUUCUACUGUAUAGAUACAUUUGAUUGUGUUCGUUUGUUGGUGCUUUAAUACCUUUGUUUGUCUACCAUUAAUUCAUAGGGGUUUACAUGUGACUUGAUUUUAUUAGCUGUUAUUAAUAUCAGACCAUAUGUUUAUGUCUCUUAUUAUAAUGACAGAUUGCUUUUACCACCAAUGAACUCUGUAUAUAUGUAUUGGUAUAUUUGUAUUGAAUGUUACUGUUGGGAGUGCCCUGUCAACUCAAACCAUUAAUAAACACUAUGCAGCAUGCAUGGUGAUAUUUCUUUUUUA
This is a messenger RNA of Misgurnus anguillicaudatus (oriental weatherfish), 2588 nucleotides long. NCBI's taxonomy places the organism in Eukaryota, Metazoa, Chordata, Actinopteri, Cypriniformes, Cobitidae. The record is from RefSeq and is a predicted model, not a curated record.